Molecule: messenger RNA, 1035 nt
Organism: Acyrthosiphon pisum (pea aphid)
Lineage: Eukaryota; Metazoa; Arthropoda; Insecta; Hemiptera; Aphididae
Exons: 6
Coding region: 1-1035 (344 amino acids)
Source: RefSeq, a predicted model, not a curated record
AUGGCAACAUUAGUUAAAGUUCUUAAAUUAAAAAAGGCUAUUCUUGAUAUAGAACCUAGAUGGGAUACUACCUACCUAAUGUUAGAACGUUUGUUAGAGUUAAUGUCAUUUUGUAUUGACCAUGCAAAUACAAAUACAUUGUUAAAACUGAGUGUAAAUGAAUGGACAUCAAUUGGAAAUUUAGUAAAGUCACUUACACCAGUUAGAGAAGCUUCAUUAUCACUACAAAGACAAGACAUCACAAUAGGUGAUAUUUACUGUACUUGGUUACAAACUCAAAAUAAACCUCAAAAUAUUGAUUCUACUGUUUCUAAUUCUAUUUAUCAAAUAAUGAUGGUUAGACAAAAACUGUUGCUAAAAAAUGAAUUAUUCUCUGCUGCUAUUUAUUUGGAUCCGAGAUUUCAAAUUCUUUUGGAUUAUUCUGAUAAAAAUAUAGCAAAAGAGCAUUUAACAAACAUAUAUGAUUUAAUGAUUUCAAUGAAUGCUACCAAUGAUCAUAAUCUAACCAUACAAGAUUUAAAUAAUUCUGAAGCAGAAGAAUUGAAUAAUUCUGCAGGAAAUAAUGAACCAAUAAUAGAAGAUGACUUUGAAUCAUUCAUUCUUAAUAAUAAUGAAACAGCAGUGCCCUUAGGAUCAAACAGUUUCUCUACUCAAGCACCAAUUCAACUUUUGUUAGAAGCGUUUGACAAUAUAUCUAGGGAACAUUAUAAAACAAAUAUUGUUGAGUAUUGGAAAGAACAACAAAAAUCUAGACUUGAGCUAUACAGAUUAGCCCAAGUCAGUGUAGAAAGAAGCUUUUCCUCAUUAAAAUUAAUUUUAAUGGACGAGUCAGGAAUGAACAACGGUGUGAACAUAAACGGUCAAAAUGUUAAACGUAAAAAGAGUAUGCUCAGUACACAGUGUCCCAGAGAGUACAGGCGAAAAUGGAUUAAAGAUGAGCCUUAUGAUAGCAGCCACGUAGACAAAGAAGAAAGAGAAUGCGAGAAAUUACUAAAAACUUAUGAGAGCAAAACGUUAUCACUGUUAUCAUAUUAA